AUGGUCCUGGCAGCGCCCCGGUACCCGGAGCUCGAAGGCGACAACACCCCGCCCCGCAGCAUGGAAGCCAUGUCCGAGUACUUCACGCUCCUCGCAUCCAAGGUCCAGGCAAGCCGCUACACCACGCGUGCGCCCUCGUGCGACCUCUCGCAAGCCAGGAUGCCCAUCGCCCCCGAGCCUCUCCCUCCUGUUUCCGAGGGCCUGACCCUCAAGCACGUCGCCGUGGGCCGCGGCACCCAGAACUACACCUGCGACGUCGGCAACGCAACGGCCGUGCCCCAGGCCGCCGGCGCCGUCGCCUCGCUCUUCAACGUCAGCUGCAUCGCCGUCGCCUACCCAGACCUCCUCGCCCUGAUCCCCAAGGUCUCGAUGCAGUUCAACCUCUCGACCGAGCCGCUCCUCCCCGGCGCCAACAAUCAUCGUCUUGGACCCAGCAACGCCGUCUUCGCCGGCGACCACUUCUUCUACGACGCCAAGACGCCGUACUUCCACAUCCGCGAAGGCGACCGCGAGAUUGGCGACACGUACUGCGGGCUCAACUCGUCGACGCCAGCGCCUGCUACUUCGGCUGUGGGCCAGAGGGGCGAGAAGGCCGUGGCGUGGCUGAAGCUCCUCACCAAGGACGGCAGGACAGCGGGGGACAUCCAGGAGAUCUACCGCCUCACGACAGCCGGCGGAAGCCCGCCGAGCUCGUGCGCCGGGCAGCCUGAGAGUUUCCAGGUGCAGUAUGCUGCUGCGUACUGGUUCUAUGCGGGACCCGCGCCGGACACGGAGGACGAGGACGAGGACGAGGCGUAG
Messenger RNA from Verticillium dahliae VdLs.17, 798 nucleotides. Its product is annotated as malate dehydrogenase. The coding region runs from base 1 to 798 and encodes 265 amino acids. The record is from RefSeq and is a predicted model, not a curated record. Lineage: Eukaryota; Fungi; Ascomycota; Sordariomycetes; Glomerellales; Plectosphaerellaceae. The transcript has 3 exons.